AUGUUUAAAGUAAUCGCUGCAGUAUUAGUUGUCCAGGCUGCGUUUGCGGCGGCCGCCCCCGCCGAUCCAGUCCUCGGCAAAUUUUCCGAAGGUCUCCGGUAUGAUUACCUAGAGACUGACGCCGGCGAGCUUCGGCUCGUGGACAACUGGCUAAAGCUCAGCGAUUAUAACAACCUCGCCCGGUAUAACCCUGAUCAGUCCAACCAGUACCAUCUGUUCACCAGGCAAAAUCCCUCCCGUAGUCAACAAUUGGUUUUGAAUAAUGCUGCCUCCGUCACUAAUUCCAAUUUCAAUGCAAGAAGACGAACAGUUAUCCUGAUGCAUGGUUUUGCUGGUUCUGCAACAUCUAGCUUCAAUACCAACUUGGUACCAGGUUUUUUGGCUGGAGACGAUUGUAAUGUGAUAGUCUUGGACUGGAGUGCUGGAUCCAAUUGGGGACCACGAGCUAUGGAUGCUGGUAGAGCCGGCGGACGAUUUGUCAAUUGGUUGAUGAACCUGACGGGUGCAAGGGCCAACCAAAUAACUGUCGUCGGUUACAGUGUGGGAGGUCACGGAGCCGGUUUCAUCAGUAGAACAAUGAACAGCAGAGCUUCGUAUGUCAUUGCUUGUGAUCCUGCUGACCGUUGGGAUGCUGCUAACGUAUUCAGACCAAACGACGGUGCUUACACAGAAGUCAUCCACACCAGCGUUGGAAAUAUUGGUAUGACCAGAGAACUGGGUCAGGUGGACUUCUACCCUAACCAAGGCAGCUUGAUGCCUGGUUGCGUCACCGCACUCUGUGAUCACGAGAGGUCUUUCAUCUAUAUUGCCGAGUCAAUGAGGUCUGGCGGCUUUAAUGGUAGAAGAUGUCCAGAUCUCCGUGCAGCUCUCACCGGCAACUGCAACCUACCAGAAACUCUACGUAUGGGCGGCAUUCUCCCAAAGAACGGACGGCGGGGUAUCUUCUUCUUACGGACGAACGCACGAUCUCCAUUCUCUCAGGGUUAA
Arctia plantaginis is the source of this 987-nucleotide messenger RNA. NCBI's taxonomy places the organism in Eukaryota, Metazoa, Arthropoda, Insecta, Lepidoptera, Erebidae. The record is from the annotation of a GenBank genome assembly.